Molecule: messenger RNA, 2855 nt
Organism: Drosophila santomea
Lineage: Eukaryota; Metazoa; Arthropoda; Insecta; Diptera; Drosophilidae
Gene: Spg7
Product: paraplegin
Exons: 7
Coding region: 216-2684 (822 amino acids)
Biological process (GO): mitochondrial protein processing; protein-containing complex assembly
Cellular component (GO): membrane; m-AAA complex
Molecular function (GO): ATP hydrolysis activity; ATP-dependent peptidase activity; zinc ion binding
Source: RefSeq, a predicted model, not a curated record
GGAAUAUAUCGAGAAAUUUCGUGUGUUUUAUUUCAGUUAAAUCAUCAUUUUUUGGGGCUGGCCAAGAGCGUGUGGCCCAGGAGUUAGGGAGUUCUUGGUUAUCAAUCAGUAUUCGUAGGGCCUGGCGACCUAAUCGUGACCUGUCAACGAAAUAGUGUUUUGUGUUCGGAUUCGGUGGAGUUACGUAGUCGCAGCCGGUCUGGGAUUGGGAAAUAAUGUUGAAGGGCCUGCGGCAUGUGCGGAAUGCGCUGCACCGCGGUGGCUCCCAGUUGGCCCAGAUCCGCAGUGCCACAGGACAGCCCCCAAGGAUUGGGCGGGAACUGUCGCUCCUUCAACUUAGCCGGCGGCAGGUGAUGCAGCUGCAGGCGGAGUACAAAGCGAUUGUGAGCCUAAUAGCUCGCUCCCUGCAGCUGACCUCCAAGGAGGUGCGACUGAUGCACCUGCGCAGCCUGAGCAGCGCCGCAAAACCUCCUACUGGCGCGGAUGGCAAGCCGGAAAAGCAUGGACAGGCGGACAAGGGCAGUGCCAAGACUGAAGAUGAUUCGUCCAAGGAGAAGAAAUCAGUUGCCGCGGCGGAUGAUGGGGAUAAGAGCAGCAGGGCACCAGGAGAGGAUGCCGCCAGGACCGCCAGUAAUCCCAGUCCUAGCAGUUCCAUUGGUGAGCCCGGCGACGAUCCCAACAAAAACAGCAACGAGAAUGACGAGAAGAUGCGUUCUGUACUGACCAAGGCCGUACUGUGGCUCUUUACCAUCUACAUGUUUGUGGCCUUCUUUUCCCUGCUAAUUACACCGCGUUCCGAGAGACCAGAGGGUUCCACGCGCUAUGUGUCGUGGAACGAGUUCGUGCACCACAUGCUGGCCGUGGGUGAGGUCAAGGAGCUGAUCAUAAGACCCGACAUGGAGAUGGUGACCAUCAUUCUGCACGAAGGAGCCGUCAUCAAGGGUCGGAAGGUGUCUUCCACCAUCUUUCACAUGGCGGUGGCUGAUGCCAACAAGUUCGAGGAGAAGCUGCGUGAUGUGGAAAAGCGUUUGGGCAUCAAGGAUGGUGUGCCGGUCACCUACGACCGGCAGACGGACACCACCGGUCGUAUUCUCAUGCUGCUGCUCGUCUGCGCCCUGCUUAUGUCCAUUGCCACACGCAUGAAGAGUAUGAAGAGCCCGCUGAGCAUGGAUUCAUUUAACCAAAUGGGCCGUGCCAAGUUUACGCUGGUCGAUCCCUUCGAUGGCGGUCGCGGUGUGCUUUUCCGGGACGUGGCCGGUCUCAGCGAGGCGAAACAGGAGGUGAAGGAAUUUGUGGAUUACCUCAAGUCGCCGGAGAAGUACCAGCGGCUGGGCGCCAAAGUGCCGCGAGGAGCCCUGCUCCUGGGUCCACCGGGAUGCGGCAAGACGCUACUGGCCAAGGCGGUCGCCACCGAGGCCCAGGUACCGUUCCUCAGCAUGAACGGCUCCGAGUUCAUCGAGAUGAUUGGCGGUCUGGGGGCCGCACGAGUGCGUGAUCUGUUCAAGGAGGGCAAGAAGCGGGCGCCAUGCAUCAUUUACAUCGAUGAGAUAGAUGCCAUCGGUCGUCAACGUUCGGGAACGGAAAGCAUGGGACAGGGCAGCUCUGGCGAAUCGGAGCAGACGCUCAACCAGCUGCUGGUCGAGAUGGACGGCAUGGCCACCAAGGAGGGCGUGCUGAUGUUGGCCAGUACGAACCGAGCUGAUAUCCUAGACAAGGCCCUACUGCGGCCCGGUCGCUUUGAUCGCCACAUUCUCAUCGAUUUGCCCACUCUGGCGGAGCGCAAGGAGAUCUUUGAGAAGCAUCUAUCUUCGGUCAAACUGGAGUCGCCGCCCACGACCUUCUCACAACGAUUGGCCCGCCUGACACCCGGGUUUUCGGGCGCAGACAUCGCCAACGUGUGCAAUGAGGCCGCCCUGCAUGCGGCGCGUAACACACAGAAGGAGGUCAGCAGCAAGAACCUUGAGUACGCCGUAGAACGCCUAGUUGGCGGCACUGAGAAGCGUUCGCAUGCCCUGUCGCUGGCGGAGCGCAAGGUAAUCGCCUACCACGAAUCGGGACACGCCCUGGUCGGCUGGAUGCUGCCCAACUCGGACAUCCUGCUCAAGGUGACAAUCGUGCCGCGCACUAGUCUGGCGCUGGGCUUUGCACAGUACACGCCAAGCGAACAACAUUUGUACACCAAGGAGGAGCUGUUCGACAAGAUGUGCAUGGCUCUCGGCGGCCGAGCUGCCGAGAAUCUAGUCUUUAACCGCAUAACGACCGGCGCCCAGAACGACCUGGAGAAGGUGACCAAGAUUGCGUACUCGCAGAUCAAGAAGUUCGGCAUGAACGACACCCUGGGCCCCAUCUACGUACGGGACGCGGAUGAGACGGAGGGCGGCGGUGCGAUGGGCAGCGGUGGCAAGAAGCCCUUCUCGCGGGCCAUGGAGAGCAUGAUCGACAACGAGGCGCGACAUGUGGUGGCCAGCGCCUACCAGACCACCGAGGGGAUACUCACUGCGCAUCGCGAUAAGCUGGAAAAGCUGGCUGAAGCUCUGCUGGAGAAGGAAACGCUGGACUACGACCAGGUGGUGCAGCUGAUCGGUCCUCCGCCAUACGAUCUGGGCAAGCGGCAAGUGGAGAGCGUGGAGUUUGAGCAGUCACUGAAGAACCUGGGCACCGACACGGACGCCACAAAAGCCUGAGGCUAUGACUUAGACUCAGACUCCGACUCCGACUCAGACUCAGAUCCCAAGUCAUAGCCAUAGUCAUAGUCUUCAAACUCAUACGCCACGUGCCCCGAGUCGCUCACCUUUUUGCCCGCCCCUGGCUCAUGUGCGUUGAAUGUAAAUAAAGUUGUUUACCUUUCUACAUGA